Messenger RNA from Danio aesculapii, 2310 nucleotides. RefSeq names its product pre-mRNA-processing factor 39. Lineage: Eukaryota; Metazoa; Chordata; Actinopteri; Cypriniformes; Danionidae. Gene Ontology annotation, biological process: mRNA 5'-splice site recognition; RNA processing. Gene Ontology annotation, molecular function: protein binding. The record is from RefSeq and is a predicted model, not a curated record. The transcript is spliced from 14 exons. Gene Ontology annotation, cellular component: U1 snRNP; commitment complex; U2-type prespliceosome. Bases 6 to 2126 code for a protein of 706 amino acids.
CAGCAAUGGCGGCGGAAGGCGCAGAGGAUCUGAGCAACGACGGGGAUCUCGCAAACCGUCCAGAACAUAACGAGCCUGAAGAUGCAGACCUUCCCAAACCUGAUGAUGAGGAGGAGACCGGAGGAGCAGAUGGAGGAGAUCCAGAUCCAGUCGUCCCAACAGCAUCCAUCACCACAGGAGGAGAAGAGGAAGAAGGAGAAAUGCCUGCAGACUUCGAGAGACUUUGGAAAAUUACCAGCGACAAUCCUCAAGAUUUCAACAGCUGGACUGACCUUCUGCAGUACUGCGAACAAGAGGGCCACAUGAGAGCUUCCCGUCAAGCUCUGAAUGCGUUUCUGCUGAGGUAUCCUCUGUGUUAUGGUUAUUGGAAAAAGUUUGCAGAUCUUGAGAGACGAGCAGGACAUAAUGAGAAAGCUGAAGAGGUGUGUGAACGAGGUUUGAAGUCAAUCCCUCUCAGUGUUGAUCUCUGGAUCCAUUACAUCAACCUGCUGCUGGGAACACUCAACAUGAACCUGCCUGAAUCAACACGGCGCAUCCGCAGUGUGUUUGAGGAGGCGGUUUCAGCUGCUGGCUGGGACUUCCAUUCAGACAGACUAUGGGAUCUGUACGCAGAGUGGGAGAAAGAGCAGAACAACCUGACCUUCAUGACCAGGAUCUACGACCGAGUACUCGGCGUCCCCACACACCACUACAACACACACUAUGAGAAACUGAAAACUCACCUGAACUCGUGGCCGCCUCAGGACACGGUGUCUCCUAAGGAGUUCAGUAAGGUGAGGGCCGAGUACAAACAGAGCCAGAUCCAAGCCAAAAAAGAGAGGUCAAGUGAAAUCAGUCCUGAUGAAGAGGAGAGACCGCCAGGCGAUGAAGAGCAUGUAGACAAUGGCAAGGACUCGGAAGAAGCCGUGCAGAAGAUGCAGGAGCUCCUGUUAGUCAGCAGAGAGCAAGUGUACCAACAAAAUGAGGCAGAAGUCAGGAAGAGGUGGAACUUUGAGGAAUCUAUUAAAAGGCCGUACUUCCACGUGAAGCCUCUGGAUCGAGCCCAGCUGAAAGCCUGGCACAGUUAUCUGGACUGGGAGAUAGCAGAAGCUGAAACUGCUGCAGGAAAUAAUAAUAAUGAAGCUGUGGAGGGCGAUGAAGGCUCAAAACAAGCAUGUGUGGCUGGACACAACAGAGUAAUUAUCUUGUUUGAGCGCUGUCUCGUCGCUUGUGCACUCUAUGAGGAAUUCUGGAACAGAUAUGUGCAUUAUUUGGCACCGUGGGGUCUGGAGGAGGUGCGUAACGUGUACCGCAGAGCUUGCCAAAUCCAUCUUCCAUACAAGCACAGCAUCCAUUUACAGUGGGCCUUGUUUGAGGAAAAACACGGUAAUAUUUCCGAGGCGCAGCGCAUUCUAGAGUCUCUUGAGUUGUCAAUGCCUGGUCUGGCUGCAGUGCGUUUGGGGAGGGUUGGUCUGGAGAGAAGAACGGGCCAUCUGGAUGUGGCGGAGUCCCUGCUAAAGGAGACGGUGGAUCAGAGUAAACACCAGCCCUCACUUCAUGCCUUCUACUCUAUUAAACUGGCUCGAUUCCUUCACAAGCUGUGCAAGAGCCCUGGAAAAGCCCGCGCUGUCCUGCAGGAGGCAAUAGAGCUGAGUCCGGAUAACGGUCGACUGUAUCAGAAUCUUCUGGAGCUGGAGUUGUGUGGUGACCUGCGGGUUAAUGGCGCUGGGGUUCAGCAGUGUGUGGCUAAAGCUCUGGCUGCUCCGCUCUCCCCGAAAACCAAAAUCCGUUUCUCCCAGCGUGGCCUGCAGUUUGCUGAGGACUUUGGCACCACAGUACAAAGUGUGUUGAGUUUGCAUGAGGAGCACCAGAAGCUGCUGAAAGAACAUGAUGCAAAGAGAGCAGCUGAGAACAGUGAUGAUGACCCAGAAAAGAUGAGCAAAAUGGACGAUGUACCCACCAUGCCACAGAUAGCACCGCCCACAAUACCUCAGGUUCCCAUGACGACACCGCCUCCCUCUAUGAUGGGUGGAGACAUGAGUGGGUCAUAUGGAAACUACAGCAGCUGGUACCAGCAGCAGUAUGGAGCUUAUGGCAGCUACCAAAACCCAUGGAGCCAGUACAGUCAGUACUAUCCUCCAAGCUAAAACCCUUCAGAGAUGGAGAUCUGGGCUUCAUGAGCUCACAUUUGCGGUCCUCCAGAAGCACAGCAGUGCGUGACCUGAGCCAGCGUCGAAAGAGUGAGGGAUGAAAUGCACAAACCUUAUUAUGCAUUUUAAAUGCUGAACUCUCUUUAUAGCAAGUUUUUGUACUUCAUGCCAAAGAACUGUG